UCUUCCUGAGUUGCCUCCAUCCUGAAGAGCAAUGGAGAUGCUGUUAGGUGGCAGAGGAUUAAUUGUAUCUCUAAUUUGUUUCCUGGUAAAAUUCUCUACAGCCAUGGAAAUACCACUUUCAGUUCAACAGGUUCCAACAAUCAUAAAACAGUCAAAAGUGCAAGUUGCCUUUCCCUUUGAUGAAUAUUUUCAAAUUGAAUGUGAAGCUAAAGGAAAUCCAGAACCAACAUUUAUGUGGACUAAGGAUGACAAGCCUUUUGAUCUCUCUGACUCUCGGAUCAUUGUAUCCAACAACUCAGGAACCUUUAAGAUCCCAAAUGAGGGGCACAUAUCUCACUUUCAAGGGAAAUACCGCUGCUUUGCUUCUAAUAAACUGGGAGUUGCUAUGUCAGAAGAAAUAGAAUUUAUAGUUCCAAAUGUUCCAAAAUUCCCAAAAGAAAAAAUUGACCCUCUUGAAGUGGAGGAGGGAGAUCCAAUUGUCCUCCCAUGCAACCCUCCCAGAGGCCUUCCACCUCUACACAUUUAUUGGAUGAAUAUUGAAUUAGAACACAUCGAACAAGAUGAAAGAGUAUACAUGAGUCAAAAGGGAGAUCUGUACUUUGCAAACGUGGAAGAAAAAGACAGCAGGAAUGAUUACUGUUGCUUUGCCGCAUUCCCAAGAUUGAGGACUAUUGUGCAGAAAAUGCCAAUGAAACUAACAGUUAACAGUUCAAAUUCGAUCAAGCAAAGGAAACCCAGACUGCUGUUGCCUCCUACUGAACGUGGCAGUGAGUCUUCAGUUACUAUCCUCAAAGGGGACACCCUGCUGCUGGAGUGUUUUGCGGAAGGCCUACCAACUCCACAGGUUGAUUGGAACAAAAUAGGUGGCAACUUACCAAAAGGAAGAGAAACAAAAGAAAAUUAUGGCAAGACUUUGAAGAUAGAGAAUGUCUCCUACCAGGACAGAGGGAAUUAUCGUUGCACAGCCAACAAUUUCUUAGGAUCAACCACUCAUGAUUUUCAUGUUAUAGUAGAAGAGCCUCCUCGCUGGGCAAAGAAACCUCAGAGUGGUGUGUACAGCACUGGGAGCAGCGGUAUCUUGUUAUGUGAGGCAGAAGGAGAACCUGAACCCACAAUCAAGUGGAGAGUGAAUGGCUCCCCAAUUGACAAAAAUCCAUUUGCUGGUGAUGUUGUCUCCCCCAGAGAAAUCAGUUUUACCAACCUGCAACCGAAUCACACUGCUGUGUACCAGUGUGAAGCCUCAAAUGUCCAUGGCACCAUCCUUGCCAAUGCCAAUAUCGAUGUUGUAGAUGUCCGUCCACUGAUACAAACUGAAGAUGAAGAGAAUUAUGCUACGGUGGUUGGUUACAGCGCUUUCUUACACUGCGAGUUCUUUGCUUCACCUGAGGCAACGGUGUCCUGGCAGAAGGUGGAAGAGGCGAAACCUCUUGAAGGUAGACGGUACCAUGUCCAUGAAAAUGGCACAUUGCAGAUCAACAAAACCACAGAAGAUGAUGCUGGCUCAUACUCUUGUUGGGUAGAAAAUGCUAAAGGAAAAACCGCAGUCACAGCCAACUUGGAUAUUAGAAAUGCUACAAAACUUCAAGUUGCUCCUAAGAAUCCUCGCGUCCCCAGACUGCACGUGCUUGAAUUACAUUGUGAGAGCACGUGUGACCCACAUUUGAAGCAGAGUUUGAAGUUGUCCUGGAGUAAGAAUGGAGAAGCUUUUGAAAUUAAUGCCACAGAGGAUGGCAGGAUAAUUAUUGAUGGAGCUAAUUUGACGAUAUCUAAUGUCACCUUAGAGGAUCAAGGUAUUUACUCCUGUUCAGCUCAAACUGCUCUGGAUAGUGUUACUGAUGUAACUCAAGUAACUGUCCUCGAUGUUCCGGAUCCACCAGAGAACCUACAAUUGUCUGAAAGACAGAACAGGAGUGUUCGGCUGACGUGGGAAGCUGGAGAUGACCACAAUAGCCAUAUUAGCGAGUAUAUUGUUGAAUUUGAAGGAAAUAAAGAAGAACCUGGUCGAUGGGAGGAAUUGGCUAGAGUCCAAGGCAAAGAAACAAUAGUCACACUAUCUUUGGCUCCAUACGUCAGAUACCAGUUCAGGGUCAUAGCCGUGAAUGAAGUAGGGAGAAGCCAACCCAGCCAGCCGUCGGACCAUCAUGAAACACCUCCGGCAGCUCCAGACAAGAAUCCACAAAACAUAAGGGUUCAAGCCUCUCAACCCAAGGAAAUGAUUAUAAAAUGGGAGCCUUUGAAACCCAUGGAGCAGAAUGGACCAGGACUGGAGUACAGAGUGACCUGGAAGCCACAGGGAGCCCCCGUGGAGUGGGAAGAAGAAACCGUCACAAACCACACCUUGCGGGUGAUGACGCCUACUGUCUAUGCUCCUUAUGAUGUCCAAGUCCAAGCCGUCAAUCACCUUGGCUCUGGCCCUGAGCCUCAGUCAGUGAUUCUCUAUUCUGGAGAAGACUAUCCUGAUACAGCUCCGGUGAUCCAUGGGGUGGACAUUAUAAACAGCACAUUAGUUAAAGUUACCUGGUCAACAAUUCCAAAGGACAGAGUACAUGGACAUCUGAAAGGAUAUCAGAUAAAUUGGUGGAAAACAAAAAGUCUGUUGGAUGGAAGAGCACAUCCCAAAGAAGUAAACAUUCUGAGAUUUUCAGGACAAAGAAACUAUGGAAUGGUUCCUUCUCUAGAUGCCUUCAGUGAAUUUCACUUAACAGUCUUAGCCUAUAAUUCCAAAGGAGCUGGUCCAGAGAGUGAGCCUUAUAUAUUUCAAACACCAGAAGGAGUACCUGAACAACCAGCUUUUCUCAAGGUCAUCAAAGUUGAUAAAGACACUGCCACUUUAACCUGGGGACUACCUAAGAAAUUGAAUGGAAACUUAACUGGCUAUCUAUUACAGUAUCAGAUAAUAAAUGACACCUAUGAACUUGGAGAACUGAAUGAUAUCAACAUUACGACUCCAUUGAAGCCCAGCUGGCGUCUCUCAAACCUCAAUGCAACUACCAAGUACAAAUUCUACUUGAGGGCUUGUACUUCAAAGGGUUGCGGAAAACCAAUCACAGAGGAAAGCUCCACGUUAGGAGAAGGGGGUAAGAGUAUCGGGAAGAUACCAGAAGGAGUGAAUCUUACUCAAAAGACUCACCCCGUAGAGGUAUUUGAGCCGGGAGCUGAACAUAGAGUUCGCCUAUUGACUAAGAAUUGGGUUGAUAACAAUAGCAUUUUUGAAGAUGUAAUUGAGACAAGAGGGAGAGAGUACGCUGGUUUAUACGAUGACAUCUCCACUCAAGGCUGGUUUAUUGGACUGAUGUGUGCAAUUGCUCUUCUCACACUAAUACUCUUAACUGUUUGCUUUGUGAAGAGGAACAGAGGUGGAAAGUACUCAGUGAAAGAAAAGGAAGAUCUGCAUCCAGAUCCAGAAGUUCAGUCAGUAAAAGAUGAAACCUUUGGUGAAUACAGUGACAGUGAUGAAAAACCUCUCAAAGGAAGCCUUCGAUCCCUUACCAGGGAUAUGCAGGCCACAGAAAGCGCCGACAGCUUAGUCCAGUAUGGAGAAGGCGACCACGGUCUGUUCAGUGAAGAUGGAUCAUUUAUCGGUGCUUAUGCUGGAUCGAAGGAGAAAGGCUCUGUUGAAAGCAAUGGAAGUUCUACAGCAACAUUUCCACUCCGAGCAUAAAUGUAUCCCAUGUAAACAACAUCAGUGGUUCACACCAACCUUCCAUAUUUAUCUGUUCAAGGGAGCAAGAACUUUCACAUAGGAAUAGAAACGUAUUGGCAAAAGAUUUCAUCCAGAAUUCGAACAUCUUGCAAUUAUGUUGAGAAAAAUAGCACUGCCUUGAAAAAAUAAAAUCCCAAGCACUAUAGGCCUAUAUUGUUUUGUUUUGUUUUUCAGGUGCUGAAAAUUCAGAACACAAAACAUAUCCUGUAUUUAGAUUCACCUCAACUGAACCCAAAGUAUCGAUUCAGUGUACUCCAUUUUUGCCUGGUUUUACUGUUCACUGUGUUUGUAUAGUUGUUGCUACGUUGUGGGUUUUCUCUGUGUGCACAUUUGUAUUCAGUCUCUGAGAACUGUCUUAGUGACUUUACUUCACUACAGGUAAAAAGAUGGUAAGCAAACUGGUUAUUUAAAAUGUAAAGAGGAAUAUGAAUGUCUUAUUAAAGCGGUUCAUUGAAUAUAUACAGUCUAAAUCUAUUAUUUAAAUUGUUAGUAGCAGGAGUCUUAGGUGAACAAUCAACUUGUAUUUAUUGAGCGCCUGUUUGCCCAGAGAUGGUCAUGUUAAAAUAGAAUGCUAACUUUUUCAGUUUCAACAUGAAUUUUUUUUUAUGUCUAUCAGUUCUGACAUCUAGAACCAUCUUUUUUUUUGUUUUUUUUCCUUGGACUAAAUUCAGCUGCAAAGGAAGUGGUGGUCAGAAGGUUAUCUUAUGAAGGAACAGGCCAAGGUAUCCAUGAUGCUAGAGCCUAAUAGCUAAACCCAUUUAAUAUCUCCGUUUCUAAAUUGACUGCUUUUACCCUUUUUCUAUGUUUAUAUAAUGGUAUGCUCGCAUAUAUUUCAUGAAUGCAUUGUACAUAUUAUGUUAAUAUUUACACAAUUUAAAAUAUAGAUGUGUUUUAUUUUGAAGUGAGAAAAAGAACAUUAACAGGCAUGUUUGUACAGCUAGAGUAUAUAGUGAGAUAACAUGCCACUAGCAUGAGGCUCCAAAACUGAAGACUUUGUAUAGAGAAUUUGGAUUUUGUUCUUAUAUUGCUUUCUGCGACAGUCUCAAAAUAAAAUAUCAUAUAAAUAUUGGAAAUGUUUUCCUAUUUUUCAAAAUAAGUUUUUAUUGUUGAGUAUAUUCUUACCCUGGCCCCCAAAAGAAAAAAGAACUGUUUACGGUAGAAAUUUCCA
This is a messenger RNA of Odobenus rosmarus divergens (Pacific walrus), 4871 nucleotides long. It is a transcript of the gene CHL1, whose product is annotated as cell adhesion molecule with homology to L1CAM (close homolog of L1). Gene Ontology annotation, molecular function: protein binding. Lineage: Eukaryota; Metazoa; Chordata; Mammalia; Carnivora; Odobenidae. Gene Ontology annotation, biological process: cell-cell adhesion; axon guidance. The record is from RefSeq and is a predicted model, not a curated record. Bases 32 to 3661 code for a protein of 1209 amino acids. Gene Ontology annotation, cellular component: axon; plasma membrane. The transcript has 25 exons.